AUGAAUCGUGGUCUAGUGGUGCUGGUAGUGCUUAAAUUGCUGUCUCUGAGUGAGUCUCGCUUCGCUAAGGUUAAUAUAAACCUGGGUUUGACGGUGGCCGACGAUUCCCCAAAACCCAUUACGGAGAACAUGAUCCGCUUGUGCGGCGAUCAAACCGAUAUAUCUCUACGAGACUUGCACAAACUGCAGCAACAGGACUUUACUGAUCCUUCGGAAUCCGUCCAGUGCUUCACUCAUUGUCUCUAUGAGAAAAUGGGUCUCAUGCACGAUGGUGUCUUCGUGGAAAGGGACUUCUUUGGGCUGCUCUCCGAUGCCACUAAUCCGGACCUGUGGCUUGAACGUCAGUGUCACAUGAUCCGUGGGGAAAAUAAGUGUGAGACUGCCUUUAAGAUCCACCAGUGCAGGCAGAAGUUAAAGAAGGAGCAGCAGCAGCAGGAAAACUCCUCCUCUUUGGCCAAGGAUGUGGAGGUUACUACUCAGAUUCAGACAGAGGAUGCUUUGCCUUAG
Messenger RNA from Drosophila serrata, 507 nucleotides. It is a transcript of the gene Obp47a, whose product is annotated as Odorant-binding protein 47a. Gene Ontology annotation, molecular function: odorant binding. The record is from RefSeq and is a predicted model, not a curated record. Gene Ontology annotation, biological process: sensory perception of smell. Lineage: Eukaryota; Metazoa; Arthropoda; Insecta; Diptera; Drosophilidae.